UAACUAUUCUCAAAAUCUGUAAGAGAUAAUUGAAAUGAAUUUUAAUAGAAGUUGUUUCUUUCCCAAAGUUCUAUCCAACGAUACCCUACUCGAUCCAUGUUUCUAUUUGAAAUUUCAAAACUAUGAUCCCAGUUACACUUACUUCUGGUUUAUCCCAAAAAAUAGUACCAUCACCAAUGAUUAUUUGCGCGCCCAUUAGUAAUGAAAUUUUUUUUCUAACUUACUGUAACGUCAUAUUUUUGAGAAAAUAGCUAGCGUAUGGAUGCUCUCUGGAUUACCCUGUAUAAUCGUCACGAGGUCAUGAGGUCACGUUAUAGCAAAAUUCUUAAAUCAAGUUGCCAAAUCAAGUGCAAAGUGCAAGGUAACUAACAAUAUAAAAAAGCGUUAAAUGACUGUACGUGUUAGACGAUUUUGUACAAUUGGUUCGUCAGGUGCGGCAGCUCUGCAAUAUAAGGAAACGUAUAGUAGUUAAACGGAUAUUUUGUUGUAUAACAAAAGUAGCGAUUUAUAAGAUCGACACAGUACAAUUGUCCAUCAUGGAUCUCUUACAUGACAUAUCUUGUUACUGGACGAAACAGCUCGAUCCACGAGUAGCCGAUCUACCGCUAGUCAGUUCUUCCUAUCAAAUACCACUUGUAGUAUUUGGAUAUUUGUACUUCGUGCUUGGCUGUGGGCCUCGGUUCAUGAAGAACAGGCCGCCAUACUCAUUAACGACGUUCAUGAAGUUGUACAAUAUUGGCCAAAUAUUAGCAAAUGUGUGGUUAAUAUAUGACAUUAUUGACGCUGGUUUAUUCUCAACCCAUUUAUUUGUGUGUCCUAUAUUUGAUUAUUCCUACAAUUAUACUCCAAUGAGGUUAACUAGGUGCGCAUGGUACUUCUUUCUUUUAAAAAUAUUUGACUACGUCGAGACGAUCGUAUUUGUAUUAAGGAAAAAGGAUAAUCAGAUA
Molecule: messenger RNA, 947 nt
Organism: Temnothorax curvispinosus
Lineage: Eukaryota; Metazoa; Arthropoda; Insecta; Hymenoptera; Formicidae
Product: elongation of very long chain fatty acids protein 1-like
Exons: 3
Biological process (GO): very long-chain fatty acid biosynthetic process; fatty acid elongation, polyunsaturated fatty acid; fatty acid elongation, saturated fatty acid
Cellular component (GO): endoplasmic reticulum membrane
Molecular function (GO): fatty acid elongase activity
Source: RefSeq, a predicted model, not a curated record